AAAGACAAGUUUAAGUACUACUUCCUAAAGACAAUGAUAUUCUUUACCCGGUCACUAGAAAUUCUGUUAUUAGGGAAGGAAACAUAGUAGAUGAAAGUGUAGGGAUAAAAGAAGCCCAAAGCAAAGGUGACAUCAGGAGAGAAAAUUUUGGUUUCACUCAGAUCCUUGUUUAAUACAAUAUUUAAAAACAAAACUUUUCCCAGACCUUCUUUUUAUCCUUCCCCCUUCACAUUAUCUUCAGUAACAGUGCUUGCCAAUUCUCAGGUCUCCACACACUGUAGAAUGUCAGGGAGCUGGCAAACUCCCAAUCUGCAGUUAGUAAGGCUGUGUCUGGUGCAUGUAUAAUAAUAUACAGGUCCCUGAGUUUCCUCUCUUUUGUCUAAAAAUGAAACUCAAGUAAACUGUCACUUACUUUUUAGUGUUGUUAAUAAUAAGUAGUUCCUAAUUUGAUGCCCCUACCUCUAUCUUAGUGUGAGAAUUAGUAAAAUAAAUAACACUACACCAUUUUAAAUUUUGGAAAGAAAGGCACUAUGAAAACAUGAAGUAUUUAUUAUUGCUUGAAUUGGUAAAACAAACAAAAACCACUUAAACCUUGUUUGUUUAGGAAGUUUUGAGACCAAAGACCAUAAUAAAACAGACAUAGGAGUUUGCUUUAGGAGAAUAUAGUCCCUGUUCCACACCUGUCUUUACUACUUUUUUGUGUGCUCUAUAAACUCCUUGAUCAUCUAACCGAGAUAUUUCCUAAUGAGCCGUUCCAACAGUUUAGCUCUAUCCCAUUCUCAGCAUGCAAUGGCAUAGCUGCAACAUCAUGCAAUCAAUUCCUAAAAGGCACAAAACAAGAUUUUGACGUGAGGGGAUAUCCCUCAUUUAAAGUUCCCUUCUGGAUAAGAUACUGGAGGCCUCGUUGCAGGGAAUUCUUGAGUGAAAACAAUAGGAGGAUGAGGGAUUGUGAAGGUUUCUUUCCUAAAGAGAAAUAUCAAUAAAAUAACCCUGUUGACAGUGUAAAGCAGUGCUUCUAUCUGGGGUCAAGGCUAGAGCAAUGGACCCCUUAUCCCACUCAUCCUCUUCCUCUGAUAAAGCCCCAACCAGGACUGAGAAGUCUUGCUUCAUAAGAGCCUCGAGGCCUUUUGAAAAAAUCCUUGAAAAAGAAGGGGACAAAGGAAAACUGGAGUUAAGAGAACUGUCCAGUGUGUUUCUGGUGGCUGGUCCAGAAGAUGCCUCAGUUCCUGCUUCUCACCUGCCUCCUCAUCACAGUCACACCUGUGGCACCAAUGGCCCUAGAUCCUUGUUCUGCUUACAUCAGUCUGAAUGAGCCCUGGAGGAACACUGACCACCAACUCGAUGAGUCUCAAGGUCCACCUCUAUGUGAUAACCAUGUGGAUGGGGAGUGGUACCGCUUCACGGGCAUGGCAGGGGAUGCCAUGCCCACCUUCUGCAUACCAGAAAACCACUGUGGAACCCAUGCACCUGUCUGGCUCAAUGGAAGCCACCCUCUAGAAGGGGAUGGCAUUGUGCAACGCCAGGCCUGUGCAAGCUUCAAUGGGAACUGCUGCCUCUGGAACACCACAGUCGAGGUCAAGGCUUGCCCUGGAGGCUACUAUGUGUAUCGUCUGACCAAGCCCAGCGUCUGCUUUCAUGUGUACUGUGGCUAUUUUUAUGACAUCUGCGAUGAGGACUGCCAUGGCGUCUGCUUGGAUACCAGCGAAUGCACUUGUGCUCCAGGAACCGUGCUAGGCCCUGACAGGCAGACGUGCUUUGAUGAAAAUGAAUGUGAGCAAAACAACGGUGGCUGCAGCGAGAUCUGUGUAAACCUCAAAAAUUCAUAUCGCUGUGAGUGUGGAGUUGGCCGCACGCUGAGAAGUGAUGGCAAGACUUGUGAAGACAUUGAAGGAUGCCACAAUAACAAUGGCGGCUGCAGCCAUUCUUGCCUCGUGUCUGAGAAGGGCUAUCAAUGUGAAUGUCCUCGGGGCUUGGUGCUGUCUGAGGAUAACCACACUUGCCAAGUCCCCGUGCUGUGCAAGUCGGACGCCAUUGAAGUGAGCAUCCCCAGGGACCUGAUUGGCGGUCUAGAGCUCUUCCUGACCAACACCUCCUGCCGAGGAGUAUCCAAUGGCACCCACAUCAACCUCCUCUUCUCCCUCAAGACCUGUGGCACAGUGGUAGAUGUGGUGAAUGACAAGAUCGUGGCAAGCAACCUUGUGACAGGUCUACCCAAGCAGACCCCAGGGAGCAGUGGGGACAUCAUCAUCCGAACCAGCAAACUGCUGAUCCCUGUGACCUGUGAGUUUCCGCGCCUGUACACCAUUUCCGAAGGAUACGUUCCCAACCUUCGAAACAGCCCACUGGAAAUCAUGAGCCGCAGUCAUGGAAUCUUCCCGUUCACCCUGGAGAUCUUCAAGGACGAUGAGUUUGAAGAGCCUUACCGGGAAGCUUUGCCCACCCUCAAGCUUCGAGAUUCCCUGUACUUUGGCAUUGAGCCCUUGGUGCACGUGAAUGGCUUAGAAAGCCUCGUGGAGAGCUGUUUUGCCACCCCCACUUCCAAGAUCGAUGAGAUCUUGAAGUACUACCUUAUCCAGGAUGGCUGUGUUUCAGAUGACUCAGUAAAGCAGUACACAUCACGGGAUCACCUAGCAAAGCACUUCCAGGUCCCUGUCUUCAAGUUUGUGGGCAAAGACCAUAAGGAAGUGUUUCUGCACUGCCAGGUCCUGGUCUGUGGAAUUCUAGAGGAGCGUUCCCGCUGUGCACAGGGCUGCCACCGGCGAAUGCGUCGAGAGGCAGGAGAAGGAGAGGACACAGCUGGUCUGCAGAGCCAGAUGCUGACGAGCGGCCCAAUCAGCAUUGACUGGGAGGACGUGGCCGAUCCCACACCCUAGUCCUGGCUUCCGGCUGCCCGCAUGUUUGGACCUUCUCCCCGCUCCUUCUGAGAACAUCAGUCAACACCCUAGAACACUGCCCUUCUUUAAACCUCAUGCUGUGGGUUUAGACAAAUUCCCAGAACCUACUCUCUCUGAUUUCGGCCCACUGAGUCAGGAGAGGUCAGCUCACUGCUGACCGACCUGACCCAGUGGGGGCUUCAGCCUCCUAAGGUUGAAAGCUAUGCUGACCACGCAGAAAGCAGCUCACCCCAUCCCCCCAGUUCUUUCCUACAAUGCAGUAGGACCGCCGAAAUCAAUACUGGGUAUAAUAUUUCAAAUUAAGAACUUAAAAAAAUUAAAUUGUUGCUUGAAACUAUGACUUAAAUACCCAAUGAUCCCUUAAAUAUGUAAAUAAUAAUUAUACCCUGAAAUUUCAAUUCAAAUACAGAAUAGUUAUAGGAGAUUUGGAAAUUUAUCAGUGUAAGUGUGUACUAAAAAAUAGUAUUUGGUUUUUCUCUUACACAAUAUUUUCUUUUGAUAUUUUUAUAUUGUCUUAAGUAAAAUAGUUUCAGUUAAUAAAUAUUAAUAAAUUCAUUAACAUGGAUUUAAGUGGUUCAAUGACUGAAUGGCAGACAAACUUAAAGUUUGGUAUCAUAUUCCCUGUUUUUUGGCAUUCUAUGCCCUCAGAUGAUAAGACAAUAGAAAAAGGUAUAAAACUAUACCAUACUAUUUUGUAGGUGUUUAAUACAUUUUAUUGAAAUAAAUAUCAUAAACCACAGAGAUAAAAUUUUAUAUGCAGUUAAUUCCAAUUUUUUAAUAUGCCAGUUAAAUCAUGACUUUAUAUAGGAUCAAAAAACAGUUUUUCUUUUUUUUUCUUUUUAGAAAAGGCUACAAUCAACAAUUCUUAAUGGAAUCAAUAGAAUUAACAAAAGGAAGGGAAAGGAGAAAAUGAUCUGGAUUGGAGCUGGCCAGCUUUUUCUGUAAACGGCCAGAUGGUAAAUAUUUUAGGCUUUCUGGGCCAUACAGUCUUUGUCACAAGUAUUGAACUCUGCUAUUAGACAGGAGUGGCCAUAAACACAUGUGCAUAUGCCUGUGUUCCAAAUAAAAUUUACAGAAAUUGGUUUUGGACCUGAUUGGCCCGGGGGCCUUUAUUUGCCAAUCCCUGACCUUAGGGGACAUCAGAAUCAUUUGGGGAGCAUUUAUACAA
Molecule: messenger RNA, 4062 nt
Organism: Hipposideros armiger (great roundleaf bat)
Lineage: Eukaryota; Metazoa; Chordata; Mammalia; Chiroptera; Hipposideridae
Gene: OIT3
Product: oncoprotein induced transcript 3
Exons: 9
Coding region: 1215-2873 (552 amino acids)
Molecular function (GO): calcium ion binding
Source: RefSeq, a predicted model, not a curated record